AUGCUGGUUGCCAGAUACUCUGAAAUGAAAGUUUCUGAGAGGUCAACACAGCUACCAGAAUCAUUGAAAGAGAUGGAUGUUCACUUGGAACCUAAUUUGAAUCACCAAAAAAAGAAACGUGUAAGAUUUGCAAACAGCCAAUCAAUCCAUACACAGGUCCUCUAUCUAAAGUUGGGUGCAACCACCGAUUCCAUAUUGAGUGCCUUCGAUUUACCAAAGCAAAAGAUUGCCCAGUUUGCUCACACAAGCCUGAAGACUGGAUUCAAAGGAAACAUGAACUACGACUGCAAGAAGAAGCAAAAAGGUUUCAACCAGAAGAUUACUUUUGCUCUAAAACAGUUGUUUUCUUUUGGGUAG
Molecule: messenger RNA, 357 nt
Organism: Puccinia graminis f. sp. tritici CRL 75-36-700-3
Lineage: Eukaryota; Fungi; Basidiomycota; Pucciniomycetes; Pucciniales; Pucciniaceae
Exons: 3
Coding region: 1-357 (118 amino acids)
Source: RefSeq, a predicted model, not a curated record